AGGCGGAAAGGUCCAGCUUCCAGCUCCGCGCCGAAGCCAUGACAGGCGGCGCCGGCUUUCACAGCCUGUAUUGAUGCCAACGCAUCCAGCCUCGUGCUCGCUCUAGACGCCGAGGGGCUUGAGGGGCGUAGUGAAGCAUGGUGCUGAAGGGAAACGGAGGAAGCACGACUCAAUAAAUCCACCCUUCCUCAACCCCGGGUCGUCUAUAAAGUCAGCCUGACUCCGAGCAAAAGCGAUUACCUCUGCUUCCUUCAUCACCAGUAUCUUUUCAUGAUGAAGAAAAUUCAGGUUCAGGCCCGUAAAAACAACCCCGAGUCUGAAGAGCGCAAAGACUUGGUCGAUGCUCCCUCCGAGGCCGGACCCUCGACACGGAUAUGUUCGUUCUCACCCACCCGCGGUUCCUCUCCUCCCAACGCCCCCUCUACCUCUGACCAUUCUUCUCCUCUCCCCGCUGCCAACGAGCCAGCUACGCCUGGUGUGGUAGACGCACCCGGUGCCCCUGCUGUACUUGAACCAGCAGAUGCGCCUGAUGCCGCUGCUACCACGACCGCCUCCGAACCCACGGAAGACACUUUGGCCUUGAAUUCCUUCACGGCUGUUGCUCCUGUCCAUUUUUCUAUCUGGGCAAUCCAACCGCUGUAGAAGCUUAGUGCUUCCAGUGUAAUUGUCGUGGGUCAAGCUGCCCGCCAGCAUUAUCUGGAUAGUAGUAGAAUUGACACGAAGAAGGAAGUAGAGAUAAUCGUUCUAACCCAAGAGGCACCGGUUUCACUGAAGAAAACUCUCAUCGAA
This is a messenger RNA of Aspergillus ibericus CBS 121593, 789 nucleotides long. RefSeq lists its product as uncharacterized. The transcript has 2 exons. Lineage: Eukaryota; Fungi; Ascomycota; Eurotiomycetes; Eurotiales; Aspergillaceae. The record is from RefSeq and is a predicted model, not a curated record. Bases 271 to 642 code for a protein of 123 amino acids.